Molecule: messenger RNA, 255 nt
Organism: Prunus armeniaca (apricot)
Lineage: Eukaryota; Viridiplantae; Streptophyta; Magnoliopsida; Rosales; Rosaceae
Source: the annotation of a GenBank genome assembly
AUGAGGCUCGCUGAGUACAUUGAAGCAAUGAGUGGUGUGAAGGUUAGUUUACAUGCAAUGUUUGAUGUGCAGACAAAGCGAAUACGCGAGUACCAAAAAGGCAGCUGCUUAAUAUACUUGGCAUUAUCCAUCGAUAUGACUGUAUCGAGAAAGAAUUACCUUAUACCUUCUAAAGGGAGUCAUCACCGUCCUCCAGCACUGUGCACACCUAGUUCAUCUUCUUGUCACGGUGAUUUAAGAAGUUGGACACCCUAA